AUGGAGGCUGAAGAACGACCAAGCAAGCUUCAGAAGACGGAGCACGAAGUGACAACCGCGGAUGUCGCGACUAUAAUGGCAGCACCGGGCCCAUCAAGCGCCGGUGAGACUGGCAUCGAUGAUACUAAACCCGAUGCGAAGACGGAAAAUUGCACCCAGAGCGCUAUAGAUACCACGGCCCUUUCAGUACAGACGGAGAAACCUCUCUCGAAAAAUCAAUUGAAAAAACUUGAAAAGCAACGCAAGUGGGAUGCUGGGAGAGAAAAACGCAAGGAAUACCGGAAAGAGAAGCUUCAAGCAAAAAGAGAGCGAAGCCGGGCCAUUAAAGCUCAGCUUCAUGCCAAUGGCGAGACUCUAACGCCCGGAGUGCAUAUUGAAGGGAUACUCCCUGAUAAAAAUAAAUUAAGACAAGAAGCUCGCGCCCGAGCAGUUAACGUUCCACUCACCUUCAUUAUUGACUGCGAUUUUGAUGAACUUAUGAGCGAUAAGGAGCACAAGUCGCUUUCAUCUCAGAUAACGCGAUGCUACUCAGAUAAUGCGAAGGCUCGCUAUAGAGCGAGUCUAGUUAUAGCGUCCUUCCACGGCCAACUUAAAGAACGUUUCGAUACAACGCUUUCGAAACACUAUGAGAACUGGAAGGGUGUCAGGCUUAUCCAAGAGGACUUUGCUACGGCUGCGGAGGCCGCGCAGGCACGUAUGCAAGAGAUUCGUCGGCCUAACAUGGAAGGCAUGUUUGCUGAAAAGUCCGGGUCCGACACGGUGAAGGAGGAAGCAGAAGUGGUCUACCUUACCAGUGACAGCCCAGAUACUCUGACCGAACUUAAACCCUACAGCACCUACAUUAUUGGGGGGAUUGUUGAUAAGAACAGACACAAGGGCAUCUGCUACCAGCGAGCGAUGGAGAAAGGGAUGAAAACAGCCAAACUGCCCAUCGGGGACUAUAUGCAGAUGGCCAGCCGGUUUGUGCUAACCACGAACCAUGUUAUGGAGAUAAUGCUAAAGUGGCUCGAGCUGGGUGACUGGGGCAAAUCGUUUUCCAUGGUUAUGCCGAAGAGAAAAGGGGGCCGGCUCAGGAGCGAGGCGGGCACUCCUGCCAGCACCGAGGACGGGAAAGAUGAAGACGAGAUAGACGAGGAAGAGGUAGACGACGUCGACGAUGAUGCUAAAGCAGUCGAUGGCCCCAGUGACGACGCAAAGUAG
Arthroderma uncinatum is the source of this 1200-nucleotide messenger RNA. RefSeq names its product tRNA m(1)G methyltransferase domain-containing protein. Gene Ontology annotation, molecular function: tRNA binding. Gene Ontology annotation, biological process: tRNA N1-guanine methylation. The record is from RefSeq and is a predicted model, not a curated record. Gene Ontology annotation, cellular component: nucleus. The transcript has a single exon. The coding region runs from base 1 to 1200 and encodes 399 amino acids. Lineage: Eukaryota; Fungi; Ascomycota; Eurotiomycetes; Onygenales; Arthrodermataceae.